UUUUAUGUUUAGCUCAUAAAAAUGUAAGAGCAGUUUGGACUCAUGGUGGUCUUCUCAGCACACAGGAAGCCAUUUGGAAAGGUAUACCAUUGAUCGUAAUGCCUUUCUUUAUGGAUCAAAAAUCCAAUGCACAAAUACUAGUAGCUAAAGGUGUUAGCAUAUAUUUGGACAUCAAAACUUUGUCCAAGCAGACCAUAUUACAUGCAGUUGAAGAAAUACUUUACAAUGAAAGUUAUACAAGAAAUAUGAAACAAUUAUCCAGUGAAUUCCGAGAUCAGCCAAUACCGCCGUUAGAUUUAGCUAUUUGGAGCAUUGAAUACACCGUCCGUCAUCCAAACGGAACUUUAGUAACUCCGCUUAGAUUCCAGAGCUGGAUAGAACAGAAUUUAAUCGAUGUCUAUGCAUUUUUAUUCUUUAAUCUUAUCAUAAUAUUAAUAAGUUUAUUUUUUGCAAUAAAAAUGCUGAUUUAUUUUUAUUAUAAUUAUAUAUAUCCGGCAUCUAAAUUGCACAAAAGCAAACAGACGUAAGCUAAUAGACAGAAAUAUUAAUAGACAUCGCAUAUUGUAAUGUUAAUCUAAUAAUAAAAUUAAUGUGU
Molecule: messenger RNA, 595 nt
Organism: Wasmannia auropunctata (little fire ant)
Lineage: Eukaryota; Metazoa; Arthropoda; Insecta; Hymenoptera; Formicidae
Product: UDP-glucuronosyltransferase 2B17-like
Exons: 2
Coding region: 99-527 (142 amino acids)
Molecular function (GO): UDP-glycosyltransferase activity
Source: RefSeq, a predicted model, not a curated record